This is a messenger RNA of Syngnathoides biaculeatus (alligator pipefish), 1694 nucleotides long. RefSeq names its product splA/ryanodine receptor domain and SOCS box containing 3a (gene spsb3a). NCBI's taxonomy places the organism in Eukaryota, Metazoa, Chordata, Actinopteri, Syngnathiformes, Syngnathidae. The coding region runs from base 227 to 1339 and encodes 370 amino acids. The record is from RefSeq and is a predicted model, not a curated record. The transcript is spliced from 7 exons. Gene Ontology annotation, molecular function: protein binding. Gene Ontology annotation, biological process: proteasome-mediated ubiquitin-dependent protein catabolic process. Gene Ontology annotation, cellular component: SCF ubiquitin ligase complex.
CGAGGCACAUGUGACGACUGAUCUCCAAGAGCCUGCAUGUUAUUGUUUGCGAUCACGCUUUCAGGGGAAAUUGGGUCAUACGCAAAGAGAACGCAUUGAGUGACACAUUCCUUCGUUGUCUCCGGAUAUGCAUCUUUAAUGAAGAUUUGGUUCGGUCGCCAGCAGGCAGCUGAUGGAUGCUGUUUGACACCGUUGGCAUUUCGAUUAAGCGUGACCGACAAGUGAGAUGAUGUCCAGGCGAGGCAGGAACAGCCGCGCUUGGCGAUACGUUUGGGGCGGCAUACGGCGGGAUGCUGAUGCAAGAGGGCUUGUCAUGGCCUCCGAAAGUGACCGAUGGGGUUAUGAGCGCCUGGAGUACAGCGAUUCUGAUUCUGAGGUCGACUACUCUCCGGGGAUGGUCCCUCCGGUGCCCAGCGCUGUGCCCGUCACCGGAGAGUCUUACUGUGGCUGCGACUACCAGGCUGAGACCAUCCACCAUCUGCGAAGUUUUUACCAAGUCAAAGACUGCCACUGUGGCGAGGAUGACCAAGAAUUUGACUGGGUUUGGGAUGCCAGCAGCCGAUCGACGGCGACCUUAUUGAGAUGCGACAACCGCGAAGUCAACUUCCACUCCGAGUACAGCUGCGGCACGGCUGCGAUCCGCGGUUCCAAGGAGUUGGGGGAGGGCCAACACUUUUGGGAAAUCAAGAUGACAUCCCCCGUGUACGGGACAGACAUGAUGGUUGGAAUCGGUACCUCUGACGUGAACCUGGACAAAUACAGGCAUUCAUUCUGCAGCCUUUUGGGGAAAGAUGUGGACAGCUGGGGUCUGUCUUACACUGGCUUGUUGCAUCAUAAAGGAGACAAGAGGAACUUUUCCUCUCGCUUCGGCCAGGGUUCCAUCAUUGGGGUUCACCUGGACACGUGGCACGGAACGCUUACGUUCUUUAAGAAUCGUAAGUGCAUAGGAAUUGCCGCCACGGAUCUCCACAACAAAAGGUUUUACCCGAUGGCGUGCUCCACAGCCGCUAAAAGCAGCAUGAAGGUGAUCCGAUCGUGCUCGGCAUCCACCUCCCUUUUGUACCUGUGCUGCGCGCGCCUCCGCCAGCUCCUGCCGGAAUGUACGGACACCCUGGACGCGCUCCCCUUGCCGCCGGGGCUUCGCCACCUGCUCCAUAACAAACUGGGUUGGCUGCUCAAUUUCCACGGCGGCGCCACGGAAGAAACGGCGGACGUCCCAGAACGCUCCCCGCGCUCGCCCGUCCCUCCCUCGGCCGGGCCGUCGUCCUCUGAGAGCGAUUCGGAGGGUUGCACGUCCGACCCCGAGGCCUGCCAGAGGAAGAGGUGCCGCUGGACUUGACAUCCUCCGAUGAAAUGUGGCAGAUGUUCCUGUCGCGACAGGUUUCAAAGGACAAGGACUACUGUAGCGAAAAGACCUCUUACUGUUGACGUCUCUUGUCAUUCAUGGACAGGCUUUUGUAAGAUGAGGACGUACUGUAGAGCGUAACACUGAAGUCUCAAACGUGGCAGUAUUUCGCUGAAGUGGCUCUCUGACUGAGCCACGCAGCCAUGUUCUAUGUUGUUGUCUAGUUAUGCAAAUCAUGUAUAUUCUUAAAUUCAAACGCUAUCACUUCUUAAUCAAACUAAUCUAUUUUGCACUCUGCAAUUUGCUUUGACUAUUUAUUUGUGAGAUGAAGAAUAAGAGAACUACUUCU